GUUAAAUCCUAGCUUGGCUAAGUCUUAUGGCAAUUCGUAUGCUUAUGCAUCUUCAAUACUGAGUGCCUGCCAAAAAAUUGCAAUUCCUGAAUGCAACAGCAAGUCAUUUCAGUGCUCUAGACAACUGUGGUGAUGACUUCUUGCAUGCGUAUCUUCAUAGUAGUUGCUGAUGAACCCACAUUUGCUUUCCCACACAGGUACAGCAUCAUACUCCUGGCAGUAGUGGACCACAAAUACCAUUUUAGGUAUAUCAACGUUGGAAGUCCCGGAAGGUGCCAUGAUGCCAGCGUGUAUGGACGAUCUAAGCUGCAUACGCUGAUCGAGAAUGGGACCUUCAGCUCUCCCACGGCAAUUAUAGAGAGCAUCAACAUUCCGCCCAUUAUUCUGUGCGAUCAGGCAUUCCCCUUGUCACCGAACCUCCAAAAGCCAUUUCCAAAUGCUCAGCCUGGAAGCCGUGAAGGAGUGUUCAAUUACAACCUUUCAAAGACUAGGAGGAUUGUCGAGAAUGGUUUCGGGAGGCUAAAGGCACGCUUUCGCUUCGUGAUGAAAAGGAUGGAGUGCAAGCUGAAGAAGGCCAAACUGGCUAUUCGAGCUGCCUGUGUUCUUCACAAUAUCUGUGAGGCAAUGAAAGACAGUGUAGAGCUCCAGUGGGAAAGCGAGGCACGUGCAUUGGACAUGUAUGCACAGCCAUCACGUAACACUGCAGAGUGCAGUGGGGGAGGGCAAGAGGUGAGGCAAGCCCUAGCAACCUAUUUUUGGAAGAAGGCCCAGCACGUGCCAUGAAUGAUCGCAAUAGCAACGAGAGUGAAGCAAAGCAGGCGUUCUUGUCUGGGUCAUUGUGGUUUUUUUAUGUUCAAUGCUAUAGACCGGUACAACUUUGGAAGUCAGGAGAGGCCCCGCCCAGAUGACUGAAGCGCAGCAGCCAAUUGCGGCCGCGACUGAAGAGACUUCAAGCUGUCCACAGUCGAAGCCAUCGUGAGGGAGAAAAUCAAGCACGUAACGGCGGAAGACUGGAGCAAGAAGAUUCAGCAUGUGAUGGACUUGGAGGCAAAGUUCAGACUUGGUACUUCUGGGAGUGAGCAGAUUCAACCCAUCGUCAUCCAACUGGGUGAAGAUGGCACUGAAGAAAGCGACUCCAACUGCGAGCUGUCUCGCAUUGAGCCACUCGACGAAGCGUAACGACUUCUUAUUAACAAAAAAACAGCCCAUCAGGGCUACCAAAAUUUUGCCGGUGGGUUCGCAACAGCCAAC
This is a messenger RNA of Dermacentor silvarum, 1251 nucleotides long. RefSeq lists its product as uncharacterized. Bases 133 to 783 code for a protein of 216 amino acids. The transcript has a single exon. The record is from RefSeq and is a predicted model, not a curated record. Lineage: Eukaryota; Metazoa; Arthropoda; Arachnida; Ixodida; Ixodidae.